ACCGUAAAGGAUUGUGUUCUUGAUGAUGAGGCAGAGUAUACAAUCAAUGUCCAAGAAAAGAAGUCUCAAGCAAAACUGACUGUCCAAGAGCUGCCUAUAGAGUUCCUUGACCCAUUGAAGAAUGUGUUUGUUGUGGAAAAUGAAACUGCAACUCUUGAUACUGAGGUGUCCAAACCUGACCAAAAGGCAACAUGGUUUAUGGAUGGCGAGCUCUUAAAGCCAUCAGAUAAAUAUGAAAUGAAAGUUGAUGGCACAAAACACUAUCUUGUGGUUCAUGAUUGUGAACUAGAUGACGAGGCAGACUAUACUAUCAGGAUUGAUAAGAAGGAAUCCACUGCAAUGAUACUUGUUGAAGAAGCCCCACUUGUCUUCAUGACUCCACUUAAAGAUGUCACAGUGAUGGAAAAAGAAACAGCAUCAUUUGAAUGUGAAAUUUCAAAGCCUGAUCAAAAGGCCACAUGGUAUAUCGAAGGUGAAGAGGUUCAAGAGUCUGAAAGAGUUCAGAUUGAUAUGGAUUCAACAAUACACUCUCUUACUAUCAAAGACUGUGUGCUCGAUGAUGAAGCUGAAUACAGCAUCAAAAUACAAGAUGUAACAUCUAAAGCUACUCUUUAUGUGGAUGAAUCCCCAGUGGAGUUUAUAAAACCGCUUCAAGAUAUGACAGUUUUU
Molecule: messenger RNA, 669 nt
Organism: Owenia fusiformis
Lineage: Eukaryota; Metazoa; Annelida; Polychaeta; Sabellida; Oweniidae
Source: the annotation of a GenBank genome assembly